This is a messenger RNA of Aureobasidium musti, 543 nucleotides long. Lineage: Eukaryota; Fungi; Ascomycota; Dothideomycetes; Dothideales; Saccotheciaceae. The record is from the annotation of a GenBank genome assembly.
AUGUCUCAUAUACUUCGCACACCAGCAACACGCAAACUUCUACCUCGCCUCUCAACCCGCACAUACUACAGCUACGAAACACCACUCCCACCACCCUACCCACCCACCGAAACCGCAAUCCUCUCUGCUGCUCUGCCACACGUACCUACUCUAGGCUGGACAAAAUUAUCACUACGUCAAGGCGCCCGCGAUGCAGGAUACCUAGACGUAUCCACGAAUCUGUUUCCCAAGGCCGAGUUUGAAUUGGUGUUGUACCAUUUACGGACGCAGAGAUUGGGAUUGAAGGAUAGAGUGCAGUUUCCUGAAGAGGCGGCUUUGGGGGUGACGAGCAAGGUUAGGAGUUUGAUUAUGGAGAGGUUGAGGGGGAACGUGGAGGUGGGUGUGCAGGGAAGGUGGCAGGAGAGCACGGACUUCAAAGAUACAGAAGAGUUCUUGAACAGGAGGUUAGAAGAGGCAAGGAUGGUGGGUGGUGCGUGGAGGAACGUCAGGGAGUGGAUGGGUUUCCAGGGCAUUGCCACUGUUAAUAUGGCGAGAAACUUUGGU